Penicillium brevicompactum is the source of this 2571-nucleotide messenger RNA. Its product is annotated as Monooxygenase FAD-binding. The coding region runs from base 1 to 2571 and encodes 856 amino acids. The record is from RefSeq and is a predicted model, not a curated record. Gene Ontology annotation, molecular function: FAD binding; oxidoreductase activity. NCBI's taxonomy places the organism in Eukaryota, Fungi, Ascomycota, Eurotiomycetes, Eurotiales, Aspergillaceae. The transcript is spliced from 12 exons.
AUGGGGGUUAGCUUCGCUUCGCAUACCGAUACUGGAUAUCUUAAAAAGCAUCAAAUCCUCAAUUAUGUCCAAAGACGAACGGCUCUAGUGACAGGCGGUGCUCGCGGUUGCGGACUAGCAUUUGCAAGGGGACUAGCCGAAGCAGGCGCAAAUGUAGCAAUUUUCGACGUCGUAUCUCCCGAAGACGCUUUCCAUGCGAUCGAAAAAGAGUGUGGGGUCCGGACAGCGUUUUACAGGGUGGACAUCUCCUCCCAAGAAUCACUUGAAGACGGCUUCGGAAAUUUUCAACGAGACUUUGACAAUGCGCUGGACAUUUGCGUUCCUUGCGCGGGAAUCAAUCGGCAUCUUCCGUUCCUCGAAUUCACAUACAAGGACCACCAAGAUCUACUGUCCAUCAACGUGCUGGGGCUUUACUUCACCGCACAGCUUGCAGCCAAGCAAAUGAUCGCGAACAAAACAAAGCACGGAAGUAUUAUCCUUGUCGCCAGCAUGGCUAGCCAUAUUGCUGUGCGAAGCCAGAUGUGUUCGGCCUAUUGUGGGACAAAAGGCGCAGUCAAGUCCAUGUGUCCAGCGAUCGCAAAGGAGUUGGCUGAAUAUAACAUUCGAGUCAACACUAUCUCUCCCGGUUUUGUUAAGACAGAGAUGACGGCAUCGUUCCCGCAUCUCCUGGAGGGUUGGAAGUCGGAAGCGAUGAAUGGGUGCAUUGCGGAUCCCGAGGAUAUCAUGGGGGCGUGUGUUUUCCUUGCGAGUGACGCGAGUUCGUACAUGACAGGCUCAGACAUUGUGGUGGACGAUAAUGAAGAUUAUGGAGAGUCCGUUGGCGCCUCAACCACCAUCGUUGUGGUGGGCGCCGGACCAUCGGGGCUGAUGCUUGCGACAAAUCUGGUACGAUUUGGAAUUUCCGUCUUGAUCCUGGACGAUCGCCCCGACAAAACCUCCACAGGAAAGGCAGACGGCAUGCAGCCCAAGACCAUCGAGACCUUCAAACAACUCCGUCUCGCCGAUCCACUCUUGAAAAACGGUGCUCGGGUGUUUGACAUCUCAUUUUGGGAGUCGACCGCAAAUCAUCCCCUGCGACGUACCGGCCGCAAGCUCCACUACCCAGACCAUCUUGUUGGCGCAUCGGAUCCCUACAUACUGCUAGCACACCAAGGCAUGGUGGAGGAAGGGGUGUUUGUGACUCGCAACGGUCGCUUCACUUCCUGCUCACGGGUGGAGGCAAACCAGUUGGAGAUCAAAUAUGAGGAUAUGGAAACGAAAGAAGUACACACGGUGAAGGCGGACUAUCUAGUCGGAUGCGAUGGAGCAAGAUCAAAGGUCCGAUCUUUCAUCCCGGAUGCCGAUCUGGAAGGUGAAAUCACUAAUGCUGCAUGGGGUGUGAUGGAUGGUGUGCUGGAUACGGUUUUCCCUGAUUUAUGGAGCAAGGUUGCCCUUCGCUCUGAAUCUGCUGGAUCAAUUCUACUGAUCCCACGCGAAAGGGGUAUGACCAGGCUUUACGUUGAGCUCAGCUCUUCUGGUGGAGAGCGAGUGGACAAGGCCAAGGCGACACCUGAAUAUGUGACGCAGCGCGCAAGAGAUGCGAUGCAUCCAUUCAAAGUUGAGUGGAAGUCGGUGGAGUGGUUCGGAACAUAUGUCGUUGGACAACGUGUUGCGAAGCGUUUCAUGGAUGACGAUGCUAAGAUAAUCAUUGCAGGUGAUGCUGGCCAUUGUCACUCGGCGCUUGCUGCUCAAGGCGCAAAUACCAGCAUGCACGAUAGCUUCAAUCUUGCGUGGAAGCUCAACCUUGUUAGCAGGGGCCUCGCAAAGCCAUCUUUGCUACACACAUAUGAGGAGGAGCGGCAAAAGGUAGCUUAUGAUCUCAUCAACUUUGAUGUUGAGCACUGCAAAGCCUUUUCAGAGGGAGAAGCGGCCCUUGCCAAGAACUUCGACGAUAACAUCAGGUUCAUUGCCGGCAUUGGAGCUGAGUAUAAUCCCGGUAUGCUCACUCGCGCCUCUCGCGUCCCCUGUCGCCUUCAAGCGGGUAUGCUGCAAUCUCCCGCUAAAGUGACUCGAUACAUCGACGCAAACCCAGUUGAUAUUCAACUGGACAUCCCAGUUUUGGGUCAGUUCAAAGUAUAUAUUUUCGUGCCUCAACUUCCCUCAGCAAUGAAUGCCUUGAGGUCAAUUUGUCAGCAGCUUGAGGAUACUCUUGCGAAGAUAUCUGAUCCUGCGAGUCGGUCUUAUCAGAAGUUACCCCGUGGCUCUUCGCCGUCAGAUGAGUUCCAGCAGAUACAGCGUUACAACUCUGUUUCUCAAGCUUUCACAUUUGGGAUGGUGACAAAGUCAGAUCAAUCUGAGUUCGAGAUUGCGGAUUUACCACAGAUUUUGCGAGACAGUCAAUGGACACUGUACCUUGACAACAUUCAAACCCCCAGCUGUACUGAGCGAUGGAUUGGCGACUUGGCGCAAGGGAGCAUCGGAAUGGCUGUGGUAAGACCAGAUGGGUACAUCGGCAUGGUUGAAUCAUGGGACGACACGGAGGUUGCAAAUGCAAGUGAGGCACUUGAGGAGUACUUUUCGUUUAUGGUAUAG